Molecule: messenger RNA, 523 nt
Organism: Diuraphis noxia (Russian wheat aphid)
Lineage: Eukaryota; Metazoa; Arthropoda; Insecta; Hemiptera; Aphididae
Product: cytochrome b-c1 complex subunit 10-like
Biological process (GO): mitochondrial electron transport, ubiquinol to cytochrome c
Cellular component (GO): mitochondrial inner membrane
Source: RefSeq, a predicted model, not a curated record
AUAACUCUUUUCCGACCGUAACUCUACAUUUUUCAAGUAAAACCUAACCCGUCGUUAAUUAACGUUGGAUCUUUCCAUUGAUUUAAAUCUUUGCAGAUUCGCCAUUUCCUCCGUUCAUAAUGAGUCUUGUAGCGAAAUUAAUUGGUAAACGGUACAUUACCCAGUCAAUCAAGUACGUUCCUAGCGCAGGUUUUUAUGGCGCUACAGGAUUCACCCUCUUGUGUUACUUUACUGAUUGGAAAUUGGUAUUGCAAUACGUGCCAUACUACAACACAAAAUUUCCAAAGGAAGUGGCAGUGGAAGAAUAGUCCAAUAAACAAUAUGUAAAACAAUAUAGCGUUCUUAAUAUCUGUUAAAAUAAAAACAGUACAUUUGAUCAAUAUGUAUCUACUAAUUGGUAGGUUUUUUUUUUUGUGAAGGAUAUUAUGUACUAUUAUUUUAAGAAUUGUUAAAUAAAAUACCAAUUAUAAUUAGCCUUUAAAUAAUUUCUACUUACCUUGAAUUAAAACAGURUAAUUUGUUA